This is a messenger RNA of Camelina sativa (false flax), 615 nucleotides long. RefSeq lists its product as uncharacterized. Lineage: Eukaryota; Viridiplantae; Streptophyta; Magnoliopsida; Brassicales; Brassicaceae. The record is from RefSeq and is a predicted model, not a curated record.
AUGAUCAUGCCAUAUUCAAAGCCCCAAGAAUGUGGAGUUUGUAAGCGAGUCUUCAUAGCACCACAACACCUAAUGGCACACAUCGAAGCUUUUCACUCCAGUCGCCAUUUUCCCACCUUCGCUUCCCCAGCCGCCGCUUCACCCGCCAGCACCUUCCACCACUUCCCGAACCAGCUCAUGAACCGGAACCGGAACCCUAAUCCUCCUACUUUUCAGGCGAGGACUCAUUUGGAUUACUACCGUAGGGGUUAUUUAGAUGAUCAAGGGAACUUUCAUAAAGGGUUUCCGCCGGCACCGGCUAUGACUCCGGAGCGGAAAUAUAAGUUUUUGCUGCCGAAGCCUAAGAUAUCGAAGACGGCGCCGAAGCUGAUGGAUCUUUUUCCGGAGGAGACGUCAUUGGAAUGCAUCCGUACGCUGCCGCUUAUUUGCCAGCUGGAGCGACGGAGACCGGAGGAAACUGUGACGGAGAACGGUGGAGUCAACUCGAGUUACAUCGACUUGUCAUUAAGGCUAUGAUGACUCUUAAUUUGGUAGUAGACUUGUCCGGUUAAAUUAAUAAACAAGAAAAAUAUGAUUCUCGAUUGGAGAAAAUUAGGACUUUAUGAUAAGUGUUAU